CACACAACUACAGCAUUUCCAACACGAAAUAUCGAGUCAACAGUGAACAUGAGCCAAUUUUGAUCUGCUAUCAGUUCACAAUAUUUAUCUGGAUUCUCGGCUUGAACUUUGAACGUUAGCGUUAGGCAAUAGCAUUUUUGCUGUUGUGCUGUGUCCGUUUCACGCGUCUACGUGUAAAGUGUUGACCCUUUGAGGGGUCCGUGAUCGGUGGCAGUUCGUACUGGUUACAUUUGACGUGAAGACGAAGCAUUGCGCAGAACCAGUCCUUCACAAUGUCCACCGAUGGGAUAGCCUUUCUGAUGGAGAAGUGGAGCAGCCGAUACCUACCCCUGGAACAGAGCCAAAGGCGAAACAUAGCGAACAAAUUCUUCAAGGCGCGCAACGACAUAGAAGUAACGAAUAUGCUUGGCUUCGCUUUCGGCUUGGAGCAGUUGGAAAGUGCCACCCCCUAUACGGACUGGUCCGCAACCCUUCUGUUUGAUCCGGCAAAGUGCAAAGAAAUCCUGCAGCCGAUCGUGGCGUGCAUGCGCAGUACCGAGUUCUGUCUGCUGCCCCUGGCCAUAGUUCCCAACGAUGGGAAGGGCGUUGAGAUGCAGAUGCUGAUCCGGGUGCGCAUUUCGCGGACUACCGAGGAGUACGUCGAUUUCUCGCAUCGUAGGUACGAGAGCUUCGAUGAUUUCCUGAAAUCGAACCGACUGCCGGGCUGCACGCUCCACUACCCCAAGGAUGGCAAAGAGGAGUACGAUGAGCGGGGCAAACUGUGCAUCGAGAGCCGUGUUGUCAAGCACCCGAUUAAGAUUCUGAAGACGAUUGCGUUGGUCGGGAGCGUUGUCGGGGGCAUCGCCGGAACGGCCCUGAUUCCCUUCGCACCGCUGGCCGCUUCGCUGGUGGCUGCCGGUACCAGUGGGCCAAUGGUGGGGUUCGCUAUCAACGAUCUGGUCGACGGUAUCCGCCACGAGAAACCCUCCGUGGUGGCGGUCCGCGCAAUGACACUGACCACCAGUUUGGUCACCUUCGCGAACGUCGGUCUGAUCGCGGCCUUGAAGGUGGGAAGGCUCCGCAGCAUGCUUUCAGCGACGCAGCUCAAGUACCUCCAAUCGGCUGAAGCGAUCAUGCAAAAUGUCAACACUGGAGUGACGACGAUGCACUUUGUGGCCGCCGUCAUAAGUUCGGCCACCGGUUGGCAGAAGCUCGAAGCGGCCGAUUGGUUGUGGUUGUCGGCCAAUCUGUGCUUGGCUUACCGGGUUACCUACCACCCUGCCACGUCACCACUUUUAUUGAACGAUCUGCAAGCGACCGGUGUGGCAACAUUCUUUCUAACAACCUGCCGCAACGUCCAGCCGAGCGUUUCCGACCUGAAACACAAGAUCCUGCCCCGUUUGGAUCAAUGGUUGAACUUGCGGGGAAUCCUUGAGGACUACGCUUCAAAGUGUGUCCAAUUCAGCUUGGAUGAAGACUUCACUACGCUCACGAUCUUCGGUCACUCUUUUCAGUGCCAUACACUGAUUUACAUUGACACCGACUUACUGCGCAAACUGUUCGGGCAGCUGAUGAUGGGUGCUGCUACUGUGGCGUCGAUGGUUGGAACGGUUUGCAAUCCUCAAACAAUACUGAACAACCCCAGCGUGAUAAAGGACGUGGUGUGUGCUGUGACGAACCUGUGCAAGUUGCUGUCCACCAUCAAAUGCACCGCAGUCGAGCUGGGCAAAACCAUCCGAUUUGGCAAAGGCCACCAGUUCACGGAGCAAACACUAAUGAUCUGGUGGAAGCUGCCAGACCACGAUCGCCCGUCACUGCUGAGAGCCCUGGCCGAGCUCGACAAGGUGCAAACUCCGCGGCUGAACGAGUUGCGCUCGAGUGGAAGGGUUGACGAAUCCACCUUCUUCAAUUGGUUAGUGAAAACAGAAACGUACUCAGCGAGUCUUCAAUUAUUGCUGAAAGUAGCCGAGCUGACGGGUGAGGAAAAGAUCAUCUUUGGAGAUGGGAACGAUAUUGUUAUCAACGAAACGUUGUCGAUACGGGUGAAAGAUCGUGAGGUAGUGCAUCAUCGGCACAGCGGCACGUUUCUGCGUGACCAGCGGUUCUUGCGGUUGUGUAAAGAUGUAGAAUCGACUUUGGAGAACACGACUCUCUUAGACCGUGCCAGGAACGCCUGGGUACGUACGUUUCACAAGGACCACCUGCAGCUCGAAACGAUCGAUCUGCUGUGCGGCUUGUUUACUGAAACCCAACCGCUGACCUUGGCCGAAGCCCUGGAUCACGCCCUGGACCAUGAAGGCGCCACCGUUGGCCAGGUCUUCUACAACAUUCUCUUCAUCUGUCAAACUCUCAAUAGGGCCCAGGAACGAACAGUCCAAGAGCGGCCAGCACUUGCCGCCCGUUUCCAGCAACUGCUUUCGGAUAGUAUCAAGAUUGGUAUGCACGGUUACACCCAGCUUACGUUCGAUCCGCAAACUAGCCAAGAAGGGAACUUAGAACACGAAGGUGAUGAAACUGAUGCUACACUGCACGAUAAGCUCAUAGCGAUGGCCAGAGGGCUGAUGCAGCAGCAGCAAACGGCCUAUUCCAUCCUCAAGUUCCCCUUUGGUCCCCCGGAACGGGCCGCCUGUUGGUUGCACUUCGUGCCCGCGCUGCGCAAUAAGGAGGGACGGGCGCAGAUCACGCAAACGUUUAAGGAUUUGCUCAGCAACGGCACUGCGAAGCUGCUCCAGCAAGCGGAUGGCAAAAUACAGCGCACCUCGGACGGUGGCUGCGCGAUCGUAUUUUGGCGCAACUAUGCAAAGAUCAUUGUCGAGCUGCUACCACCCUCCUAUGACCACCAUCACCGUGGUCGGGAUUGGCGCGGUUCCAUCUAUCUGUGCAACAGGAGGGCCACGGCCGUGAAUUGGCCCCCCAAGGAACCAACGGCCAACGGUGCCCCGAAACCCAGGCAGCCGUGGCGUAAAAAUGCCUGAAUUUAGGAGUGCCCAUUUUGUACGCGACACGCAGCCGUCCGCCCGAGAAGAGAAAGAGUUAGCAUAGGUCUAGAAUGUAAUCAACUGUUUCCAAUAAAAUGCACCGUU
Anopheles bellator is the source of this 3062-nucleotide messenger RNA. RefSeq lists its product as uncharacterized. The record is from RefSeq and is a predicted model, not a curated record. The transcript has 2 exons. The coding region runs from base 273 to 2954 and encodes 893 amino acids. Lineage: Eukaryota; Metazoa; Arthropoda; Insecta; Diptera; Culicidae.